UAAGGCCAGAAAAUGUUACUGCUUGCUUCUCCCCCCACUCCUGCCCUAGUUUUACUUUAAUAGGUGAGUGAAUCACAGGCGGUAGAAUAUGGCUGGACAAAUAUCGGAAUCUGAUCAGAUCAAGCAGUUCAAGGAGUUUCUUGGAACAUACAAUAAACUUACAGAAAACUGCUUCCUAGAUUGCAUAAAGGAUUUCACUAGCAGAGAGGUUAAACCAGAAGAGAUGACUUGCUCAGACCACUGCCUACAGAAGUAUUUAAAAAUGACACAAAGGAUCUCCAUGAGAUUUCAAGAGUACCAUAUUCAGCAGAACGAAGCUCUGGCAGCUAAAGCAGGACUGCUUGGCCAGCCUCGUUAGACAAGAGCACUCUGUUCAGACUUUACAAGCAGUGCCAGUGUUCACUGGGCAAGAAGACAUUUUGGAUUUUCUACUGUCAGGAUGUAUGUCCAGCAACUCAGAAGAGGGUUCUAGAUGCUGGUCAGACAGUGGAAACCAUGAAGGGUUAAACAAGAAGCUAGUCAUGGUGGACUGGCAAUGGAGUCUAUUUCUGAGAUCCUUUUCACUCUACAAUGGAGUAAUACUGAUACAAACUUUUCCAGGGCCCACAGACUGGUAUGUUUAAAUUUCAAGGGGGGUGGGAGGGUUAUACUUCCUUUCUGCUAGGACUGGUUCAGAUGGAAAAAAAGUAUAAUAUGGGAAAUACACUUUAUUCAAUUUGAGUAAAAUAAAUGGGAACUGUACACUUG
This is a messenger RNA of Aptenodytes forsteri (emperor penguin), 747 nucleotides long. It is a transcript of the gene TIMM9, whose product is annotated as translocase of inner mitochondrial membrane 9. The transcript is spliced from 4 exons. Bases 89 to 358 code for a protein of 89 amino acids. NCBI's taxonomy places the organism in Eukaryota, Metazoa, Chordata, Aves, Sphenisciformes, Spheniscidae. The record is from RefSeq and is a predicted model, not a curated record.